Molecule: messenger RNA, 1805 nt
Organism: Saccostrea cuccullata (small rock oyster)
Lineage: Eukaryota; Metazoa; Mollusca; Bivalvia; Ostreida; Ostreidae
Product: piggyBac transposable element-derived protein 4-like
Exons: 5
Coding region: 1-1650 (549 amino acids)
Source: RefSeq, a predicted model, not a curated record
AUGGCGCACCAUUCGGACAUUACUUCUGACAUAGAUUCGGACGUGUUCGAUUCCGAUGAUGAUGAUAAUGAAGAAUUUACUACAUUUCGAGGUCCGUGGUUUAAUGUAGUGGAUCCUAGCUCGUUUAUCAUGCCGGACCCUGAUUUCCAAGAAGAAACAGGGCCCGUCAAUUUUGAUCCAGGUAUGUCAAGUUUGGAGUUUUUCAUGAAGUUUCUCCAGCAUGAUCAACACGACAUUGUUGAUGUUCUUGUAAGGGAGACAAACCGUUAUGCAGAUCAGGAGAUAUCAAGAAGAAGCAGGCCCCCCAUGAUUUUAGGUCCACAUUCACGGUUCCGUGAUUGGUAUCCCGUAACCCGAGAGGAGAUGUUGGCUUUUAUGGGCAUUGUGUUGAGCAUGGGGGUAGUGAAGAAACCAACAUAUGAAUCUUACUGGGAGAGUAAUACACGUGCUUGGUCAAUGGAAACUCCAAAUUUUUCCCAAAUCAUGGCUAGAAAUCGAUUUCAAGCCAUACUGCAGUUUCUCCAUUGCAAUGAUAACACAACGGCAGCAGAACCUGGGGAAAUUGGGUAUGAUCCACUUCACAAAAUUUCUCCAAUCAUUGAGUUUUUCAACGAAACCUUCAGCCGAAAUUACAAGCUUAACCGGGAUGUUUGUGUAGAUGAAAGAAUAGUAGGUUUUAAAGGAAGGCAUCAACUCAAACAAUACAUCUCAAAUAAGAAGGCACACAGAUGGGGGAUCAAACUUUGGGUGCUGUCCGACUCCACUUCUGGGUACACUCAUCACAUUAACGUAUACAAAGGCAGGAGAAAUGAGCGACGCAGUCCGAACGGACAAGGUUAUCAGGCAGUAAUGGACUUGAUGGAACCCCAUUUCUACAAAGAGCAUCAUGUCACUUUCGACAGUUUUUUCACCAGCCCCAGACUGGUAUACGAUCUCUUGGACAAGGACACCCAUAGUACAGGAACAGUUAUCAAGUCUCGAAAGGAUAUGCCUUCCAGUUUUAAGAACCCAGCAAUGCAGAGAGGAGAUGUGAAUGUUAAGACACGUGCUGGAGUGAUGGCUGUACAGUGGGCAGACAGGAGAGUUGUAUCUUUGUUGACCACUACUGGUUCUGCAAGGCAAAUACAAACAACAAAUGGAAAGGGUCGCGAAGUUUCUAUUCCUGCCAUAAUAGAUACCUACAAUCUUACGAUGGGAGGGGUCGAUCUCGGAGAUCAACUAAUUCUCCAAUUUGAGCCACAGUUCAAGAGUUUAAAGAUGUGGAGAAAACUCCUAUUUCACUCUCUUGUAACCGCAGCAGUAAAUGCCUAUAUUUGCUACCGAGAUUCCUUCAUUGUACAACACAAAAUGGAUCAUCUGAAGUUUCACCAGCAGCUUUGCCAAGAACUUAUUGGAGGGUUUCGACAGGGUAGUAGGAACAGACAGCUGCGUUUGAUACCAGUCCAACACAGAACCUUGGCAAGAUUGUCCGAGAGACACUUUCCGUCCAAAAUACCAGAUGGUAAGCGUAAGAGAUGUGCUGUUUGUGCAGGACAUGGAGGCAAAUUCAGGAAGACAAGAAUUCAGUGGUGGUGUGAGGACUGCAGGGUCGGACUCUGUGUAGAGGGAUGCUUUAGGAAAUUUCACACGAGGAUCAAUUUUGAGGCGUAGUUGGAACACACAUAUAACAAACGAUUACUCUACUCACUAUGAAACUACCUUGCAUUUAAUCUAAUUAUGGUGUGUGUGUUUGACAGAGAGAGAGCGGGAUUUAUUUAUUACCUAUAUUUAUAUUCUUAUUACAGAUAAAUUCGAACCUAUUUAUA